Messenger RNA from Cebus imitator (Panamanian white-faced capuchin), 2368 nucleotides. Its product is annotated as putative protein FAM47D. Bases 62 to 2368 code for a protein of 768 amino acids. The record is from RefSeq and is a predicted model, not a curated record. Lineage: Eukaryota; Metazoa; Chordata; Mammalia; Primates; Cebidae. The transcript is spliced from 2 exons.
CAGAGCCGCAGGGAUCGGAAACCGCUGAAGCAGGAGAGGUGGCAGCCCAGCGAGGACCACCAUGGGGGACCAGAGGCCGCAGGACCGGCCGAGGUCCCCGGGCAUGGACUCCACUCCCCGGUAUUGUGACAAACGGCCUUCCAAGUGCUUCGCGGAGCGCAAGCACAGGCGCAUGAAGUUGCCCCCCAUAGACACCGAGAACUGGAUAUUUGUGAAGGAGGGCAUGGACGACUUCCGCUACGGCUGUCCGUCUCCCGAGGAUAUGCUCAUUUGUCGCCGGGACGACUUCUUACUCCCCAAAAUCUCUAGCAGAAGUCCGCAUGCUGACCCACAAAGCAGGCAGAAAAAGCCGCUCAAGGAAGCGGCCCUAUUUUCCAAACUGUCGCCAGCCCAGCUAGCACGGAAGGCGUUCGUAGAGGAAGUGGAAGGCCAGCUGAUGGCUGAGCAUUCCUUGGCCAUGGACCCCGAUGUGGCAGAAGAUAUGCCUCCAGAUCUCCUACGACAGGUGCUGAAAGUGCUGGAUCCUGAGAGGAGGCUGGAGGGCGCAUGGGCUUGUUGUGAGGGCUCGGAGAAGGCAACCGAGGAACCCACCGAGCCUGGUAAAUACCCUUGUGGGGAAUCCUACCCAUGGCCUUCCGAGACUCCGGUAUCACAUCUCUGCCUAGAGUCUCCUGAGAGGAGAUUGUCCCAUCUCCAUCCAGAGACUCUUGAGACUGUAAUGUCCAGUCUCCUCCUGGGGCCUCCCAAGACUCGUCAGAUAUCGAGUCUCUACCCGGAGCCUCCCGAGACUGCAGUGUCCCAUUUCUGCCCGGAGCCUCCCAAAACUCGUGUAUCUCGUCUCUGCCCAGAGCCUCCUGAGACUGGAGUGUCCCAUCUCAGCCCAGAGCCUCCCAAGAUUCAGCUGUCCAGUCUCUGCCCAGAACCUCCCGAGACUGGAGUGUGUCAUUUCCACCUGGAGCCUCCGAAGACUCGUCGGAUGUCCAGUCUCCACCCGGAGCCUCCUGAGACUGGAGUGUCUCAUCUCCACACAGAGCCUCCCAAGAGUCGUAGAUCAUCCAGUGUCCACCCCGAGCCUCCCAAGAUUGGAGUGUUUCAUGUCCACCCAGAGUCUCCCAAGAGUCGUCGAUCGUCCAGUCUCCCACCGGAACCCCCCAAGACUGAAGUGUCUCAUGUCCAACCAGAGCCUCCCAAGACUCAGAGGCCCUGUUCCAGCCCGGAACCUCCCGACACUAGUGUGGUGUCCAAUCUCCUACUAGACAUACUGAAACUGCUGGAUUCCCAGAAGGAGCUGAAGGACGUAUGGGCUCGUUGUGAGGCCCGGGUGAAGGCAAGCGAGAAACCCACCCAGUCUGAUAAAUACCUUUCUGCAGAAGUCAUCCAGCAGCUUCCCGAGACUCGUCGGGGGUCCCGUGUCCGCCCGGGGCAUCCGAAGACUCGUCGGGUGUCCCGUCUCCGCUCCGAGCAUCUGAAGACUCGUCUGGGGUCCCGUCUCCACCCGGAGCCUCCCAAGACUCGUCGGACGUCCAUUCUCCACCCGGAACCCCCCAAGACUCAUCGGGGGUCCAGUCUCCACCCAGAGCCUCCCAAGACUCGUCGCGGGUCCAGUCUCCGUCCAGAGCCUCCCAAGACUGAAGUGUCUCAUCUCCACCCAGAGCCUCCCAAAGCUCCAGUGUCCCAACAAUUAUCGGAGCCUCCCAAGAUUCGAGCGUCCUUUCUAAAAGCACUGUUUCCAGAAGAUACACCAAGCACAAGGAAGGAUUCUCUUAAAUUUAGAUACACAUCAGAAAAACUCCGUGACUUCUUCAAGUGGACUGAAGAAAUGGGAGCUGAUGAAGAAUCCAUCAGGGAUCUCUUCGACUUUACUCCCAAGUGCAAACCAACCUAUGACGACCAACAGAUAAAGAAGAUAAACAAGUGGUCCUCAGAGCUGCAGUACAACAUAGAGCUAGAUGAAAUGGAUGAGGUCAAAUUACUAUCAAAGGAAAAAUUCUGGAGGAGAACAUCGCAGACAGCACCAAAUUCUUAUACUGCGCAACCUGUGAAGAUGAGGUAUGGAGCGUGGUACCUCAAGCCUAAGCUGUGGAGAAAGCUAAGAAGUGAUGAACCUUUGAUUGACCCCAAGCUCUUACUUAAAAAGCCUGAUGAACCCGACAUUCUUGACGAACUUUACGGACCGAUUGCCUUUAAGGAUUUCAUUCUAAGCAGGGGCUACGAAAUGCCUGGCGUCAUUGAAAAGCUGUUUGCCAGGAUGGGAUGGACUUAUGACUCUGUUAAGACUCCUAUGGAACGCGCAAUGAAACUUUACAAAUACAAACAACCACGGCGAGGGGGCAUUGCAGGAUUGGACCAUUUUCUACUUCGUACUUAA